UUGUGGGUGGAAAAUGUUUAAGAAAGGGUGCCAUCCCCACCCUUCGUUUAGGGCAUGACGAUGACCCUACGUACAGCUGUACAAUGCCGAAGAAGCAACGAAGCUGUUGCGUUGUAGGAUGCGUAGUGGAAAAGGGUCAUGCGUUAUACGCCUUUCCUCGACGCGGAGAGGCUAGAAAUAGUUGGGCCCUGGCUUGCAACGUGCAACCAGCCGAUACUGACAGGCUAUAUGUUUGUAAGCGUCACUUUAGUCCAGAGCAAGUAACUCGUUAUAAAGUUUUAGAUGGGGCUGUUCCAUCUUUAAGAUUAGAGCCAGUUACUAGAAGUCGCUCACCUAGUACUGGCUCUGAUUGGGUUUGCCCGCCCGUUACUAAAGUGUACGUAAAUCGUACAGUAGGUGUAGGAAACGAUCUUACGUUAGAAGAAUUCGCAAAAUAUUCCAUGCUAGAGGAAACAAGGCAGGCACCCAAAAACAAAAACAUCUGUGAGGACUUAGAAAUCACAAGCAGUAGCGAACGAUUUGCUCAGGCUGCUCUCGUGCAGUUCUUGCGGAAGAAAAUUCAAGCAGUGAUGCUGUAA
Anastrepha obliqua is the source of this 578-nucleotide messenger RNA. RefSeq lists its product as uncharacterized. The transcript has 3 exons. Lineage: Eukaryota; Metazoa; Arthropoda; Insecta; Diptera; Tephritidae. The record is from RefSeq and is a predicted model, not a curated record. Bases 84 to 578 code for a protein of 164 amino acids.